ACAUGUUUACUUAAGUAGAUUAAUUUGGUUUAGUUUUUUCUUUAAAUUGUUUUUUGUCCUUUUAAUCUAGACCCUUAGAUUAGGAUCUCAGCCCUAACCUAAUCCCCAUCCCUACUCUUCUUUUUCUUCUCCAAACAAACUGGCCGCCUCCUUCCUUUCUUCUUUCAUGUCUUUUUCUUCUUCUUCUUCUUCUUCUUCUUCUUCUUCUUCUUCCUCUCUUCCAUCUUUCUUCUCCAGCCGCCCCUCUCCACUCCCUUCUCCUUCCUCUUCUAAAGACUCAUCUUCCAGUCGAAGAUAACGAAUGAAGAGAUAUCACAGUUGAAGAAAUCAUCUCGAGGAUGGAAAUAGGGAGAACAGAGACAGCCAAUAGAAUGCAAAUUGGGUCGGUUAAAGCAGCGAUUAGCUUGUUUGGAGAGAGAAUCAAUGAAGAAAAACCUCAGCCAAAGAGAACCCAGAUGACAUUUUCUGAUUUACAGAAACCUCCUUCGAGAGCAGAAGAACUCCAUGUGGCGAUGAGGGACAUUGGUCACCUCAGUGAGAACAAAAAGCUUGCCGAAUCUAUUAAGGCCCAAGCUGAAUCUGAGCUGUAUACCGCAAGGAUGAGAGUAAAGGAUCUCACUUUGCGAAUUGAGGAAUCAAACCUGAAAGAAAAAGCGCAGAAGUACGAGUUUGAAAAGCUGCAGAAGAAUUGGGGUGGGAGAGCAGAUAAUCUCCAAUAUGCACAAGUGAUGAAGGAGUUGGAGUUUGUAAAACAAGAAUUAAGCAAGCUUAAGCUUGAGAGGGAUUCCAUCCUAGAAGAAAAACUGCGGGCAGAGAAAGAAUUUGAAGCCUUGGUUUCUAAAUUUAAGUUUCAUUCAAGCACUGUGGAAAUACUGAGGAAAGAGAUUGAGGAAGCAAAUGAAGAGCAAGUGCUUGUUCAUUUGGCUAGGAUGGAAACAGUCAAGGAGCUUGAAGCAAUUGAAGCCCAAAGAGGAGCCGAAGCCUCUCAGUUCUCAGUGAAAUUGGGAAGAACCAGAAGUAGAAUCAAGGACAUGACCCAGGAACUAGACGAUGCAAAGGAACUGGAGAGAAAACUAGCCACUACCACUUCAGAUGUUAAUGUCAUAGAAAGUGAAUUGCAAUCUUCUGCUUCUUUUUCCCUUCUCCUUCCCUGCUGCUGCAACCACUACCCGGCAGCACCCUUUCUCCUUCUCCUAGUUCCCCCCUCCUUCAUCUCCACCAAGGCCUUAAACCCACUGAACCUUAUCCUGCCUUUUCCUUCUUUCUCCUUGACUCAAUCCGGAAAUUAAUCAAACCUGCAAUCAAUCCGGUUCUGACUCGGUUUCUUUUUAUCUCAGAUAAUGGGCUCUUUUAGAAUUAACGUGUGUUUAAUUUAGAUUUAAAUUUGAAUGUCUUGCCAUGUUUGAAAUCAUUAGAUUUAGAUAGAUUAGUCAAUA
Molecule: messenger RNA, 1436 nt
Organism: Macadamia integrifolia
Lineage: Eukaryota; Viridiplantae; Streptophyta; Magnoliopsida; Proteales; Proteaceae
Product: protein PLASTID MOVEMENT IMPAIRED 2-like
Exons: 2
Coding region: 339-1289 (316 amino acids)
Source: RefSeq, a predicted model, not a curated record